Messenger RNA from Purpureocillium takamizusanense, 2680 nucleotides. It is a transcript of the gene DPB2, whose product is annotated as DNA-directed DNA polymerase. The coding region runs from base 115 to 2448 and encodes 777 amino acids. The record is from RefSeq and is a predicted model, not a curated record. The transcript is spliced from 2 exons. Gene Ontology annotation, molecular function: DNA binding. Lineage: Eukaryota; Fungi; Ascomycota; Sordariomycetes; Hypocreales; Ophiocordycipitaceae. Gene Ontology annotation, cellular component: epsilon DNA polymerase complex. Gene Ontology annotation, biological process: error-prone translesion synthesis; DNA-templated DNA replication.
CCAUGUGCGGCAUCAACAACGGCCAACGCUGCAACGAUACCUUCAUACUACGUACACAGAAGGCUCGCAAUCGAGCGCCCGGCAAUGCUUGUUCAGUAGGGAGCAGUCGUCACCAUGGACAAAACGCCGGCGCCCAUCUUCCGACGGCAGAAACACAUCCCGUCCUCGGCCCUGCCGUCAUCGUCACCAGCAUUCGGCACUCCUAUCCACCCUCUCAAACCCUUCAGCGUCAAUGCGCCCAAGGCAGCGAUUCUACCAAUCAUCCUGCCUCCUGCUACCCUCCGCCCGCUCGCGUUUCGAACCUUCACCAAGAAGCACUCCCUGACGCUCACGUCCUCGGCGCUGCAGGAACUUGCCUCCUUUAUUGGAAGGCAUUGCGGGUCGGGAUGGCGCGAAGAGGGCCUUGCCGAGCGUGUGCUGGAGGAGGUGGCGAGGAGUUGGAAGAACCGGAAUGGUGGAGUCAUUGUGGAGGGAUCCAGCAAACAACUCCAUGACAUCCUUCGGACAUUAGAAGGAAACAUGAGCGGCGGAAAGAUCGUCGGGCCAGUUAGGGGACUUCCCCGGGGAGACAGCAUGCUGGACAUUCAGGACAGCGACACAGCCAACACGAGACUAGGACUGCGCCCGACGACGCUCUCAAGAGAGGACAGCAACGCCAGUUUUGGCGUGUCGGGGCUGGGUAUGCAGGAAGAGGCAGACGACGACGACGAGAGCAAGGACCCGCGCGCUUGGCUGCAGAUCAUUGACUCGUAUGAGCAGCCCAGGCUUGUCUACAACGUCGGAAAGAAGCACUUUGAGAGAGAAACGACGAAACCGUCCUUGCUACCUGCCGCAUCACACAAAACGACCCUCUUCCGCAACCGCUAUAAUGUCAUUCACCAACGUCUUCUCCGAAACGAAGCCUUCCAAACGUCGUCGGUCUCGUCAUCCCGCAAGCGCACGCUCCAGCGCUCCCUUUCGAACCAGCAGUCGCUGAAGAUUACGCCGAUUGCAAACAUGCUCGGCCGUCAUGGUAGCAACCAUAUGCUUCUGGGGCAACUAGUCAUUCUUCCUACAGGCAACCUAGCCAUCAGUGACUUGACUGGCACGAUAGCGCUCGACCUGAAGCGGGCAGUUGCCAUACCCGCAGACUCGGCCUGGUUCUGCCCCGGCAUGAUUGUCCUCGUGGACGGUGUCUACGAAGAGGAAGAGGAGUCUGUGGGCAAGGGACUUAGCGGGAGCAGCGGUGUAGGCGGUACACUCGGCGGCCGAUUCCAGGGUUUCUUCAUCGGUCAACCCCCUUGCGAGAAGCGUAAGGCGACGCUGGGCAUAAGUGGCCCGGAUGGUGGUCAGGAUCACACCAUCGGGGGUGGAUUUGGCUGGAUCGACUUUCUUGGCGCCGGCAGCGAACGCGCUGUCGGAGCGAAGAUGCGGCGGCUGGAACGCCGCCUCUUGCCGCCGCCGCCACCAGAAGACGGCCCCGGGCGGAAUCGCAUCGUCAUCUUGGGCGAAUUAAACCUAGAUCAGCCUCGCGCUCUUCAGGCACUGCGCAAGAUCCUCUCCCUGUACGCCGCCGAGACGGAAGGCUCCUCUCCCGUUGGUUUUGUCCUGACGGGCAAUUUCACGCAACAGGCCGUCAUGGCCCGGGGUGGCAGUGGCGGAAGCAUAGAGUACAAAGAAUACUUCGACGCCCUGGCCUCAGCACUCUCCGACUUCCCGACGCUCCUCCAAACCUCGACAUUUGUCUUUGUACCCGGCGACAACGACGGGUGGGUAUCGGCCUUCACGGCAGGCGCAUCAACCCCAGUCCCCAGGAAGGGGGUCCCAGAGAUGUUCACAUCGCGCAUCCGUCGCGCUUUCGCCACAGCCAAUGCAGAGGGUGGCAACCAUGGAACGCCGGGCACGGCUGUGUGGACUUCGAACCCGAGCCGACUGACACUCUUUGGGCCGAACCAUGAGCUCGUUGUCUUCCGCGAUGACAUCUCGGCGCGCCUUCGUCGCACGUCGGUCAUCCUGAAGCGGAAGGCCGCGGACCCAGAGGACCAAGAGAACGAGCCCAGCGCCGACGAGCCAACUGAGACGCGGGCAUCCGCUGCAGACGCCAUGGACCUCGACGCCGCCAACCACGAGGAACCCGAGGUGACGUCGAGCGCAGCACCGUCGUCACUGAGCGAGGAUGUGCGCACCGCGCAGAAGCUCGUCAAGACGGUCCUCGACCAGGGCUACCUCGCGCCCUUCCGGCAGGCCAUCCGCCCGGUACACUGGGACUAUGUCUCGGCGCUGCACCUGUACCCGCUGCCCACGGCCAUGGCCCUCGUCGACACGACGGCCCCGCCGUUUUGCGUCACGUACGAGGGCUGCCACGUCAUGAACCCGGGCAGCGUGCUCGUGCCAGGGAGGAAGGGCGUCGGUAGGUGGGUCGAGUACGAGGUCGGGCGGCAGGGCAAGCUGCGCGAGUGCACGUGUUGAGUAGGUGCUCGAUUGUGGUGGGUGGCGAUGACAGUGAUGAUGGUGGUGCUACUGCUGCCAAGUCGGGUUGAUGCAUCUAUCAUUGUUUUUGUAGGGCGGCCCGCGGUGUACGGGCCAUAUUCUCCAGCAUUAGAGAGGCGCGGAUUAUGAGAUUUAUGAUGGAUAGGGUUGGCAAGCUGCUUUGUAGGGAGCUCUUGGAUUCAAUAGACAGCUACAAACGCUUCUGGGCCGC